AUGGAGAAAAGGAAUGAGACAUUGAGCACAGACUUCAUUCUCUUGGGCCUUUUCCCUGGAAUUAAACAUAUUGACCUCCUUGUCUCUGCUGUCCUCCUCAUCUACACCAUUGCUAUCACAGGAAACGCCACUUUGAUUCUCCUGAUCUGGGCAGAUCCACACCUCCACACUCCCAUGUAUUUUCUGCUUAGCCAACUCUCUCUCAUUGACCUGGCUUUCAUCUCCAGCAUAGCCCCAAAAAUGAUGGUUAACUUUUUCUCAGGAAAAAGGAAGAUUUCCCUAAUCAGCUGUGGGACCCAGAUCUUCUUCACCUUGACCCUGGGGAUUGCUGAGUGUCUACUCUUGACAUUCAUGGCUUAUGACCGUUAUGUGGCCAUCUGCAAUCCUCUCAAAUACCCAGUUAUUCUCAGCCUCCAGGUCUCCCAGAAAAUGACCAUUGGGUCCUGGUUGGGAGGGGCUCUGUCUUCCUUGGUCCACACAGCCUAUGCCAUGCACUUUCCCCUCUGUGGUCCCCGGGAACUCCAUCACUUCUUCUGUGAGGUCAAGGCCAUCUUGAAACUGUCUUGUGAGGACAUCUCAGCCUAUGAGAAGGGGGUAGUAGUUACCAGCAUUGUUGUGGUUUUUCUCCCCCUAAGCUUCAUCUUGACUUCCUAUACUCUCAUCUUCCUGCAGGUCUUGAAUAUAAACUCCCGGGAAGGCAGGAGCAAGGCCCUGGCUACCUGCUCCUCCCAUCUGACUGUGGUCAUCUUUUAUUAUGGCCCAGCCAUGCUGAUAUAUAUGAGGUCUGGAUCUUCCCAUACCCCCAUCAUGAACCAGGCUCUCUUUAUGUUUGACACCAUCCUCACUCCCAUGUUGAAUCCUCUCAUCUAUAGUCUAAGGAAUAGGGAGGUUGUAGCCUCAAUGAAGAAGGUGCUGGGAAAGUGCUCCAUUCACAAUAGGUUUCCAUGUUUCAAUUGCUAG
This is a messenger RNA of Hyaena hyaena (striped hyena), 960 nucleotides long. Its product is annotated as olfactory receptor 2AJ1-like. Gene Ontology annotation, biological process: G protein-coupled receptor signaling pathway. Bases 1 to 960 code for a protein of 319 amino acids. The transcript has a single exon. Gene Ontology annotation, molecular function: olfactory receptor activity; G protein-coupled receptor activity. Lineage: Eukaryota; Metazoa; Chordata; Mammalia; Carnivora; Hyaenidae. The record is from RefSeq and is a predicted model, not a curated record. Gene Ontology annotation, cellular component: membrane.